Molecule: messenger RNA, 1395 nt
Organism: Neoarthrinium moseri
Lineage: Eukaryota; Fungi; Ascomycota; Sordariomycetes; Amphisphaeriales; Apiosporaceae
Exons: 1
Coding region: 1-1395 (464 amino acids)
Source: RefSeq, a predicted model, not a curated record
AUGACUUGCCUAAACAACAUGGCCGGGUGUCCUGGUGUCCCCCACGCACCUGUCUCAAUCGUGGACGCCACUCUAACUCGCGACAACAACGGUCCCUUCACUGCAGUCUACCUUAGCGACACCAAGCUGGCUGCCACCAUUGACUUCCCAGAGGAGGGUAUCUACAUCAUCUACAACAACCGCGCCAUCCAGAUAGCCGGCGCGCCCUGUGAGCACAGAGCCUGUGAGCGUUCUGUCCUCUGCCAGUGCAAGGACAACAACCCAGAUGACGACGCCGCCAAGGCCCCCUUCUUCGCCAACGACUGGGACCAGAUGGAGGACUUCAGGCCCUGUACCGGCUGUCUGCUCAUCUGGUUCCGCCUGGCCAACAUCAAGUACCAGGUCCAGGCCCGUAGCCUCAAGUUCUACGCGAGGCCCAGGACGCUCACCUGUGUCCCCUAUCUCGGAAGCCUCGUCCUCUCCUACGAGGGGGACUCAGAACUCGACCCCUCGCUGGACCUUGCUCCUCAGGAGGGAACCAAAAACGACGACAACAAUGCUCCUCCCUACCUCCUGCCCUGGAUGCUCGAGGCUUGGGAUACCUUCAUCCAGGAUGGCGGCGCCGUGGCCUCCUUGUCCGGCAACGAUUUCGCUCCCCUCACCAGCGCCCACCGCAGCAACCCCAGCGACUCGGACUGGGACUGGCACGAUGCCAAUGAUAGGAACACCACCGAAUCAAGCAACGGAACCAGACGUUCCAUCGCUACCGCUGGCGAGCAUAUCAACGGCUCCCAAGAUUCAGUCGACAACAACAUCAAUGGCAACAACGAUGGUGCCAUGACUGGCGUCGUCCACUAUGGCAACGGGGACAUCAUCCAAGCCCCCAGCCAGGAUCCGCACAGCUACGACGCCUCCUCCCACGUCAACGCGCAAGGCGCCUCUGUCGAAGACUUCGACAUGGCCGUCGACGACGAGGGAGAGGAAACCGACGAGGAAGACGAGUUCGAGGAUGAUGCCGACUACCUCGCCGUACUAAUGGACCCCAUCGACCCCAAGCCUGGCGACCCCGUCGGCCACGCCAUCAAGAAGACCAAGUACUACAACCACAUGGCCGUCAUCAAGCGCGCCUUGGUGGGCCGGGCUCCCACCGGCGCCUACUACGUCCCGGACUUUGCCGACUUUGAGGACUUCGUGACGAUUUACUCCGACGAGGAGGAGGAGGAGGUCCAGCAAGUCCCACAAGAGGUCCCACAAGAGGUCCCGGAGGAGGAAGACGGCGACGCUGAUGAAUGUGUUGCUAACUACGACAUCAUCGACAACGAAGACACCCCCGGCCUGCCCUUCAGCAUCCAGCGCUUCCUCUCUGAGCCCGCGACGCGCCGAUCUCGCAGGCUGCUGCGUCUUCACGCUCACUAA